AAAAUUAAAUGUUAGGAUAAACAAUCGUGAGGAAAAUCAUUCCAUUUGUCCUAGCCCUAUACUAAAAGGGAAGGCAUCCAGGACGCCACGAAAUGGCUCUAUGGUUGCAGCUAAUUCAACUUCUACCACCCCUCGUGUGUCUGGAACUCUAGAGAGCUGGGAACAGCCCCAGGCUCUUAACAGAACUCCAACAAUUAGUGGAUCUAACAAUCGGAAGCGUCCUAUGCCUGCAGGGUCAUCAUCUCCCCCUAUAACUCAAUGGGGUGGUCAGAGACCACAGAAGAGUUCUCGAACGAGAAGGACAAAUCUUAUUCCAGUCCCAAACCUUGAUGAUGUCCAGAUGAAAGCUGAAGGAGGCUCACCUUCUGAUAUCAGUCCCCGGUUGAGCACCGGUACCACCAGUGCUUCUUUUCCCACCAAGAGUUCAGGCAGUGGGAACCAGAACUCUAAAGCAAAGGCUGAAAAUGUUUCAUCUCCUGCAAGGUUGUAUGAAAGUGAAGAAUCGGGUGCUGGCCCGUUUAGAAUGAAAGAGAAGGGCAUAGGUAAUGCAGAUGUUGAUGAAAAGGAUGGAAGUGCAGGUCCAAACAUUAGGACAUCUACAAUACCUAUGAAAAAGAAUAAAAUCAUGGUAAAAGAAGAAAUCGGUGAUGGUGUGAGGAGACAAGGGCGUAGUGGAAGGAUCUCACCAUUUUCUAGGGGUAUCAUGUCCUCAACGAGAGAGAAGUUAGAUAUUGUGCCACCGAGCAAACCUCUGCGAAAUGCAAGGUCUGGAUCUGACAAGAAUGGAAGCAUGUCAGGUCGCCCUUCGAAGAAGCAAUCAGAUCGCAAAGGUGUCUCUCGUCUUGGCCAUGGGGGUUCCCCUGAUUGUAGUGGUAACUUGAAAAAAUGCAUUUGUCCUUUCCGUUUGCUCGCAUUCUGCUGA
Salvia hispanica is the source of this 922-nucleotide messenger RNA. The record is from RefSeq and is a predicted model, not a curated record. Lineage: Eukaryota; Viridiplantae; Streptophyta; Magnoliopsida; Lamiales; Lamiaceae.